Nothoprocta perdicaria is the source of this 2983-nucleotide messenger RNA. RefSeq names its product fibroblast growth factor receptor 3 (gene FGFR3). Gene Ontology annotation, biological process: positive regulation of cell population proliferation; protein phosphorylation; positive regulation of kinase activity. The record is from RefSeq and is a predicted model, not a curated record. The coding region runs from base 1 to 2385 and encodes 794 amino acids. NCBI's taxonomy places the organism in Eukaryota, Metazoa, Chordata, Aves, Tinamiformes, Tinamidae. The transcript is spliced from 18 exons. Gene Ontology annotation, molecular function: fibroblast growth factor binding; fibroblast growth factor receptor activity; ATP binding. Gene Ontology annotation, cellular component: signaling receptor complex; membrane.
AUGCCGGAUGAAGGUGUCAAGGGGGAGACGGGGCUCGGCGACAGCAGCACCAGUCGCAGCGGCGCCCAGCGCGCAGAAUACUUGAGGAGUGAGACUGCCUUCUUGGAAGAGUUGGUGUUUGGAAGUGGAGAUACCAUUGAACUCUCCUGUAACACUCAAGGCUCUUCUAUGUCUGUUUUCUGGUUUAAAGAUGGUGUUGGGAUUGCACCUACCAACAGAACUCAUAUUGGACAAAAACUGUUGAAGAUUAUCAAUGUGUCUUACGAUGACUCAGGGCUCUACAGUUGCAAGCGGAGGCAUUCCAAUGAGGUCCUGGGAAACUUUACAGUCAGAGUAACAGAUUCUCCUUCAUCGGGUGAUGAUGAAGAUGAUGAUGAUGAAUCAGAAGAUACAGGUGUCCCCUUCUGGACCCGGCCAGAUAAGAUGGAGAAGAAGCUGCUAGCCGUUCCCGCGGCCAACACAGUUCGCUUCCGUUGUCCGGCGGGCGGAAACCCAACUCCAUCCAUUUACUGGCUGAAAAACGGCAAGGAGUUCAAGGGCGAGCACAGGAUCGGGGGCAUCAAACUGCGACACCAGCAGUGGAGCCUGGUGAUGGAAAGUGUUGUCCCAUCAGACCGAGGAAACUACACCUGCGUUGUGGAGAACAAAUACGGCAACAUUAGACACACGUACCAGCUGGAUGUAUUAGAACGGUCGCCCCACCGACCCAUCCUGCAAGCAGGGCUUCCCGCCAACCAGACCGUGGUGGUCGGCAGCAACGUGGAGUUUCACUGCAAGGUCUACAGCGAUGCCCAGCCUCACAUCCAGUGGCUGAAGCAUGUGGAAGUCAACGGCAGCAAGUACGGCCCUGAUGGGACGCCCUACGUCACGGUGCUGAAGACGGCAGGUGUUAACACAACGGAUAAGGAGCUAGAGAUUCUGUACUUGCGAAAUGUAACUUUUGAGGAUGCUGGGGAAUAUACUUGUCUCGCAGGGAAUUCUAUUGGGUUCUCACAUCACUCUGCUUGGCUGACGGUUCUACCAGCGGAGGAGCUGAUGGAAAUGGACGACUCGGGCUCAGUGUACGCUGGCAUUCUCAGUUACGGCACUGGCUUUGUUCUCUUCAUCCUGGUGCUGGUCAUUGUGAUUAUCUGCAGGAUGAAAAUGCCAAAUAAAAAAGCCAUGAACACACCCACUGUACAGAAAGUCUCCAAAUUUCCACUCAAGAGACAGGUGUCACUGGAGUCCAACUCUUCCAUGAACUCCAAUACGCCCCUGGUUAGGAUCACGCGCCUCUCCUCCAGCGAUGGGCCAAUGCUGGCCAACGUCUCCGAGCUGGAGCUGCCUCCCGAUCCCAAGUGGGAGCUGGCACGAUCUCGCCUGACCUUGGGGAAGCCGCUUGGAGAAGGGUGUUUUGGCCAGGUGGUGAUGGCAGAAGCAAUUGGGAUUGAUAAGGACAAGCCAAACAAGGCCAUCACGGUCGCUGUCAAGAUGUUAAAAGAUGAUGCUACCGACAAGGACCUGUCCGACCUGGUCUCUGAGAUGGAAAUGAUGAAAAUGAUUGGGAAACACAAAAACAUCAUUAACCUCCUUGGUGCCUGCACACAGGAUGGACCACUCUACGUGCUGGUGGAGUACGCAUCGAAAGGGAACUUGCGGGAAUACCUCAGGGCACGUCGUCCACCCGGCAUGGACUACUCUUUCGAUACUUGCAAGUUGCCAGAGGAGCAGCUGACAUUUAAAGACCUCGUUUCCUGCGCCUACCAGGUGGCCCGUGGCAUGGAGUACUUGGCAUCUCAGAAAUGCAUUCAUCGUGACUUGGCAGCCAGGAACGUGCUAGUCACUGAAGACAAUGUGAUGAAAAUAGCCGAUUUUGGCCUCGCUAGAGACGUUCACAACAUCGACUAUUACAAGAAAACCACCAAUGGUCGGCUGCCUGUGAAAUGGAUGGCUCCAGAAGCAUUGUUUGACCGGGUCUACACUCACCAGAGCGAUGUCUGGUCUUUUGGAGUGCUGCUAUGGGAGAUCUUUACGCUGGGAGGGUCUCCGUACCCGGGAAUUCCCGUUGAGGAACUCUUCAAGCUCUUGAAAGAAGGCCAUCGGAUGGACAAACCUGCCAACUGCACUCACGACCUGUACAUGAUCAUGAGGGAGUGUUGGCACGCAGUGCCGUCGCAGCGGCCCACCUUCAAGCAGCUGGUGGAAGAUCUGGACCGGGUCCUCACCGUGACGUCCACCGAUGAGUACCUGGACCUGUCGGUGCCCUUCGAGCAGUAUUCGCCUGCGUGCCAGGACACCCACAGUACCUGCUCCUCGGGGGACGACUCCGUCUUUGCACAUGACCUCCUGCCCGAUGAGCCGUGUCUCCCCAAGCACCCUCAGUGCAACGGCGUCGUCAGGACGUGAGGACCUUCCACCCGGACCGACAGACGGAUGGACGGACGGACGGACAGCAGACACGCGGAGGCGUGGGCCUGGCAGAGGCCGAGGACCAACCGUAGUGAAGGAUCUUUCCGUGAAACUGCUUGGUAAUUCCAGAAGACUUUUGUUGUUGUCGAGCUGUUCAGGGUAAUUUUUUGUUUUCCCCGUUUGCUGUAUAAAAAGUCAAGAAGCACUGUUUGGCCUGAAGGAACUAAUCUCUUGCCAAGAUUAUAUAUCAUAUAUAAUUUUUUUAUUAUUAUUUUUUUUCUAAACAGAAUGUUAAAUCUGGGGCAGGUGCCGACCCCCCCCACCUCCGGUAUUGUAUUAUUGAGUGCCAGAGUAGCCGUUCUGUGCCUGCAAUACGAAGAAGAGACAAAAAAUCUUCCUUUAAAAAAAAAAAGUGUAAAGAAUGUAGAAAUUCUUUGCUUAUGCAAUCUGUACAUGAACCUUUUUGGUGGAGCUGAAAAGCCACGUUGCCUGCAGGGAUUCAUAUAUUUAUAAAGAAUAUCUAUAUUUUUGUUGUUGUUUUUAUAGCUUCGUGAUCUACUACCCAGCUACUUAGAAGGAAUCCUUUUCUUUUUUU